Molecule: messenger RNA, 1062 nt
Organism: Botrytis deweyae
Lineage: Eukaryota; Fungi; Ascomycota; Leotiomycetes; Helotiales; Sclerotiniaceae
Exons: 2
Coding region: 1-1062 (353 amino acids)
Source: RefSeq, a predicted model, not a curated record
AUGCCGCCCGAACUCAUCCCAUCAGAUGAAGAAUACGCAUCAUCAGAAGAUGAGGACUUUGCACCAGAUACUGCUCCAGCACAAGAUGAAUCCUCAGAGUCAGAAGCUGAAGAUGAGGAUUCAACAGCUGUCACGAGUAAAUCCAAGAAAAAGACUACGAAAAGAAAGAGAGGCGAUGAUGAGGAAGCGGAAGAUGCGGGGUUUGAAAAUUCGGGUGAUGAAGCUAUUAUUGAGAAAGGCUUGAAGAGGCGGAAGAAGAAGAGUAGGAAGGGUGGGAAAGAAGAGGAAGAUGAGGGUGGUGAGGGAGGUUUAGUUAAGACGAGGAGUAUGCGCGCUCAAGAAAAAGUUGAGAAGAAACCCCUGGCAGAUACAAAAGCCGCAACAGUAGAUGUAGACGCCUUAUGGGCAACCAUGAUAUCCGGCAAACCCAUCUCAUCCAGUACCACCGAACCUAAACCCUCCUCGCAAACCGCAAACACAUCUACAAGUCCAAGUGAUGGAAGAAAAUCUCCAGAACUCCAUGGAGGAUCCAGAGACCGCAGUAAUUUCAACGACGGACCUGAUUCAAUGGUUAUGAUAAAACGCACCUACAAUUUCGCCGGAAAAGUCAUCACGGAACAAAAACUCGUUCCCAAAGAUUCCGCAGAAGCAAAACUCUUUCUCGCAUCUCAAGAAUCUGCUGCGGGGAAAGGAGAGGGAGGAAAAGAAGAAGAACUCUUCGUCAAACCCAAACGCGGUCUCAAGAAAGCUCGACGCUCAAUCUUUGAACCGGUGGUGGAAAAUCCCAUGCCGCAAAGAACGGAUCUAUAUUUUGGACAAGCGGCCGUAGCGAGGAAUUUGACCAAUAGUGCGGGUGCGAUGGGUAAAGAGGCGAAGAAAUUAAAUACGGUAGAGAAGAGUGCGAUGGAUUGGGCUGGGUUUGUGGAUAAAGAGGGUUAUAAGGAUGAAUUGGAUGCAGCUGGGAAGAAGAAGGGAGCAUAUGGAGAGAGACAAGCUUUCUUGGCGAGAGUGGAAGCCAAGAAGGUGGAGGAUGAGAGGAGGGCGAGAGGAUUACCUGUUUAA